Messenger RNA from Patiria miniata (bat star), 3172 nucleotides. RefSeq names its product serine/arginine repetitive matrix protein 2-like. The coding region runs from base 220 to 1971 and encodes 583 amino acids. Gene Ontology annotation, biological process: protein localization to heterochromatin; negative regulation of gene expression, epigenetic; negative regulation of DNA-templated transcription. Gene Ontology annotation, molecular function: nucleic acid binding. Gene Ontology annotation, cellular component: nucleoplasm. The record is from RefSeq and is a predicted model, not a curated record. The transcript is spliced from 10 exons. NCBI's taxonomy places the organism in Eukaryota, Metazoa, Echinodermata, Asteroidea, Valvatida, Asterinidae.
GGGUUUUUUUUACGAUGCAGUUAAGAUGCGCUGAUCUCUUUCGGAAUUUUUAACAAACAACGUUAAUCUCUGGAAUUCUGAUCUUGGUUGUUAUUUUAGAGCGGAUAAUAGGCAGACGGAUAUCCACCAGUAGAAGUCUUCCUCCAUGCCAUACAAGGAGGAUGGUCUAAGGAUUAGUCUAACAUGAGACAGUAAGCCACAAAUUGAGCAACCCUCACCAUGUCCGGCCUCCGAUUUCAACCAGGGCCAGGGGAGGACCCCUUCUCCGUAUUCUUCAAGGGUUUCUCAAAUGCUGUCAAAGCAGCAGAAGUGAGUGAUUACUUCUAUGACAAGGGAUAUCACAACCGCAUCGCCUACCAAAAAAUCUACAAUCAGCACUUCCGUCUAUUCAUGGCCUUACGGUUUGACAACAUAGAAGUGGCCAAAGAAGUUGUUGAAAAGUACACCAACACCAUACUGUUUGGUUACAAGAUUCACUUGUCGUUCUUCAAGAAACAGUUAGCGGGGAUAUACACACCCAGGAUCAACAGUAUCUUCAUGCAAGAUAAGCUUCGCAAGCUGCGUGCCCAGGCAACACAUAGACCCUUCUUCUAUAGGACUCGGUUCCAUGGCCACUACUCACCGGUUCGUUUCUUUCGGCCCAGACCACGGAGACGAAGUCGGAGUCGCAGUCGCGGUCGCAGUCGUUCAUCGUCCUCUGAUUCAGACAGCAUCAGCCCAGAUAGGAAGCGGCGAGACAGAAGUCGAGACAGCCCCACCCCCAAAAGGCGAAGACAUCGUUCUCAUUCCCCUUCUCGGUCUUCGAGGUCCACAUCCCGCUCAGAAACACCGACCAGGUUUUCGCCCAGUUCCAGCCACUCAAAGAGGUCCUCCUCCAACGACAAGACAAGUACUUACCCAAAUCACGUCCGGAAGGUCUGCUCCAAAGUAACCGUGGUGGAGAACCAACACAAGAAAUUCAGCGACAGCUCGCGCUCAUCCAAAGAACACUCGCAGGAGUGUGGCUCUCCGACGAAAGGAAAGCACAGGGCCCAGUCACCAAGCAAGGAGCGGUUUAUGUCCAACUUCUCACCGGUGUCUUUCGGGAGCGAUGACGAUGCAAUGUUGAUGACUCCGACGCCUGAGCCUACGACUACUAGGGACCCUCAGAAAGGGGCUGCCCAGAAUGACCAAUCAGCGGCCUCGUAUUUUACUCUCAACAAGAGCACGCCUCCCACCGAAGCCUGGAUCCAGUCGGAGGGGGACACGACCCCCGAUGGGGGAACUCCAUCCCCCAGGGGGCCUGGGAACUUGUCCAGGGGGACCAAACAUACCGACAAGCCAUGCCACAGCGUAUAUGGCAAGGUGGGCCCCUUCACCGAGAUCAGAGCAACGGACAGACCCUGGCAACUGAAACCACUCACAGUUCAGGACCAAGGCUCUCCAUUAAGCAAACAGACUGAAGCCCAGUUUGUGAUCAAGUCUCCCUCCAGCCGAAACGGCUCGGGAACCGCGCCCUUUGGUAUAAACGAGAACAACUCAGUUGGAAAUCGAAUCGUCGUACAGACUAACAGACCGGAAGCUGGCUUCAUCGGUUCCCCAAGCAGCACGUCAUCAAGCAGGCAUCCGAGUCUGUCCUCCCCGCCCAGACCUCACAUACACCCGUCUCCCCAUGAGGGGGCGUGGUCACCUGGUAGCAACCGCCUCCAGAGCCCCACGUCAAGCUUCGGAGCCUCCCCGCCCAAAGUCAACGGCGUCAGGAAGGUCGAGUUGAAUCAGAGCAAGCUGGAGAAACUGCAAGCAAAAAAGGAGGAAAUAAUAAAGGCAUACAAGCAAGACUGCGAUACCUUUGCAACUGUGGUUAGGAUGCUGAUCAGGAAAGACCCGGAGCUGGAGCAACGUCUCCAGCACGCCCUGAGAGAGAACCUCACCGAGAUAGGUCAGCGCUGUGUACAGGAACUACAAGACACGGUGGAACAGAUCAAGGAUUGACGGUACACUCCUCAAAAAGACCAAGACCAAAGUUUACUUUCGAGCAGUUUCUAUAUGCUGAGGCCUUCAAUGGUCUCUCCCAGUGGUCUCCCAAAACUCUCCCUUUCUUGCCGUUGAGGGGGUAGUUGUGCAGGGAGCCCAAUGUGGUUGGACUGUGCAGUCCUGAAUUCAUUGAAAUCAAACUACGUCAAUUUAAAAAAAAACCCAGGAUUUAGCUGCACAAACGUAAUCCAAAAUAAGCAAAUCAAUUAUUUAUAAAUACUCGUUAAAACUUGAAAAGUAAGACGUCAUGAUGACAUGUACAUAUGUGUAAGCCUUGCCAUAUUUACAUACUGUAAUAUCUACCAGAACUUUAUGCAUACUUUGCGUACUUCUGGAGAUAACUUCAAAUACAAUUGCUAUACCUCUGUCUUGAAUACUGUAUUUUCAUUGGCCUAGAAUGAUCGCUUGUUAAGUUCAUAAAUAGUCAUGGCACACUCCGUGUGGGAUAUCACAUACUUGAUAUCCCGCAGGGAGUGUGCUAUGACUUUGUAAGUACAAACACUUCAAGUAAGUAAGUGUGAAACGCUUGUAACAUUGGUACCCACUCUAUUUUCACCAUGUUUUCACACACGAGUGGGAGCAGCGAACUAGCAGAAAAUCAGCUGUUUCAUGCGAGCGACAUGCAUGUGAGUUGGCGUUUGAUUGUCAUGAUUGUUGUGUUCAUUGCUGUUUGUUUUCAUGAUUUUUACAUCAAAAUCCAAAGAAUCCAAGACAGAGGUUCGCCUCGGGGUGCUAUGCGCCCCUUGGAUGUUCAAAACGUCAUGUCCCACAUCACAGCGGACAACAAUUGUUAAAUCAAAACUACCACCACUUCUUGUGGGGAAGACCUCGUAUCAAUUGCUUAAAUCCGGAGUGAUUUUCAAACAUGAAAACCACUUGCAACACACUCAAAAUAUAAAUGCUAAAAAAUAAUCUGUGUAUAUAUAAAAAUCAGGUAGUAAGAGCAUUUUAUUGUAUACCUUGCCAAAAAAAAAAACUCUCAAAAAUUAUGAAUCAUUCAAAGUAUUUUGUUUGAUAAAGGUUUGGUUGUACAGUAGACGACAGUAGUGGUUUAUGUUAGUAGUGAUGUAGAAAGGAAAGCUAUGUGAACAGAUGUAGUAGGCUUUGUGUAGUUGUACAAAGUGUGGAGAGUAUUCAGAAUUUUGGCACUGAAAUAUUU